This is a messenger RNA of Malus domestica (apple), 1108 nucleotides long. The record is from RefSeq and is a predicted model, not a curated record. Lineage: Eukaryota; Viridiplantae; Streptophyta; Magnoliopsida; Rosales; Rosaceae.
AACUUUAAUUUAUUACGUUAUCUCCAAAGCUUCUUCUUUAAGUUUGGGACACGCGUUCGCCGAAAAAGUAAAUUACAUGUCCACGCGCCUUCUUUUUCUUUGUGUGCUUAAAGCCGACUCCGCAUACAAAUCUCGACACAGAUAUCGUCGCACCUCAACACGACUAAGUUCCGAUCGCAAAGACUCUGCAUUCUGCAACGUAGAUUUGGUGAAUUACCCAGAGAAGAAAAUCAAAAGAUAAUCAAGUUGGAAUUAGUUACGAGCUCAAGUAAGAUGGAUGGUGGAAGAGACAACAAAGAUGAUAAUGAAAAAGGGCUGUUUUCAAAUCUUGCUGGAUAUGCUGCUGGACACUACCCACAGCAUGGAGCCUACCCUCCACAAGGAUACGGAUAUCCUCCGCAAGCGCAUGGACCACCGGGUUACCCUCCUCAAGUUGGGUACCCUCCCUAUGGUGGGUACCCUCCUUCAGGCGGUUAUCCUCCUCCAGGCGGUUAUCCUCCUCCGGGCGGUUAUCCUCCAUCUGGUUAUCCUCCCCCUGGGGGUUAUCCACCAUCUGCUUAUCCUGCCCAUGGUGGAUAUCCACCAGCCGGAUAUCCAGGUUCAUCAUCUCACCAUUCAGGGCAUGGACCUAAUAUUGGAGGGAUGCUAGCUGGAGGUGCUGCUGCUGCAGCUGCUGCUUACGGGGCUCACCAUCUUGUGCAUAGUGGAGGUCACCAUGGGUAUGGUUAUGGAGGUCACCACGGCUAUGGACACGGGAAGUUCAAGCACGGCCAUGGUCACGGGAAGUUCAAACAUGGAAAAUUUAAGCACGGGAAGUUUGGCAAGCGCUUUGGAUUCGGGGGGAAGUUCAGGAAGUGGAAGUGAUCGAGAUUACUAUUGAAGAUCGAAGUCCUCUGUAUUUGAUGUUGUUGAUAUUUUAAUUGGCCUUUUAAUAAUUACUUCAGACUGGAUUCUUUGGAUUUUUUUUACCUCUGUAAAUGAGGCUACUGCUACCAUAUGUCAGUUUGGUUCUUUUGGUUCGAUGAUGUAUAUAUAGAAUUCUUAGUAGUGAGCAACUUGAUGGAUUUUCUACUUUCUUUUUAUCCUCCUUGUCAAUAUGUUAAUGUAA